Molecule: messenger RNA, 1035 nt
Organism: Symbiodinium sp. CCMP2456
Lineage: Eukaryota; Dinophyceae; Suessiales; Symbiodiniaceae
Source: the annotation of a GenBank genome assembly
AUGAAGCCCGUGCUGGUCUUGUGGUCACUUGCUGCCGCUGUCGUCGCAGAUGACGCUCUGCUCAAGUCAGUGCCGACCGUGGAUCUAAGCGCGCCGACCGAAGAAAGCGUGGCGACGAUGCAGUCCGCCUUGAAGCAGUGGGGCUUCUUCUAUGUGAAGAACCACGGUGUAUCAACAUCGCUGGUGCGGGAGCAGUUUGGGGCAGCUGAAGCUGUCUUUGCGCUGCCAACUCAGGACAAGCGAAACUUGACUUUCGAGCCGACCCUGGACAUCGGCUGGCUCGCAUCGCAGGGCCUUGACGAGGAUAGCGGGAAGUUGGAUACCAAAGAGGGCUUCAUGCUCUCGACCAACGGGCUCUUCGAAAAGAACGCCAGCCUUGAUCCAGAGGACCCACUCAAAGGGUCUCGGCUCAAGUGGCCUCCAGUGAAGGGUUACGAGGCCACGAUGCGCCGCUGGACCAAGGAGCUUUAUGCGCUGAACCUCAAGUUGAACGAUAUCCUCUUCGAUGCGGUGGGCCUGCAAUCCGCGGAACGUGGCCGCCUUGCCUCAAGGCCUUUCGUCAUCGUGAAGCAGCUCCGCUAUGCGCCGACCCUGGACCAGCUGGGUGCCGGUGCCCAUGCCGAUUGGGGUUCACUCACCGUCUUGGUGACGGAUGAUGUCCCGGGCCUGGAGAUUGAGACGGAGGAAGGGUGGCUGCCGGUGCCACCCCGCCCAGACUGUUUCAUCGUGAAUGCCGGUGACCAGGUGGACUUUUGGACUCGUGGCUUCUUCAAGAGCGCCAACCACCGUGUCCGUCCCAGUGAGCCAGGGAAGCCACGCUACUCCACAGCCCUCUUCGCCUACUUCGACUAUGAGGCCCUCGUCACGCCUUUGCAGGAGAUUCAAGGAGAGGACCUAACCAAGCGGGCCACAAAGGAGCCCGUCACCACGGGCGACUACUUUGCCCUGAAGCUCUGCGAGUCCAUCGGCAAACCUGCCGAGGAGUGCCGGCUGCCCAGCGGGCUCACCACAAUGCACGAUACCUCCGAGCUCUGA